AUGGAGUCCCUCGAGUCCGCCGAGUCUCUUGUCCAUAGAGACCUUAAUACUUGCACCGGGACCAAGCAGUGGUAUGUCUGCACGCGACCACUCAAGCAUGUCUACACUCUCGUUGACGACAUCUGGGCCCAUUGCCCGGUUGCCCAGUGUGACGCCGAGAACCACAACUACUUCCUCUAUGUCCACUUUGUCAGAACCAACUACCGUCUUGUCAACGGAUCCAUCUAUGAUGGAGCUACAGGUAUUAUUGCGUCGUCCUCGGUUCUGGCCGCCAGCGCGUCUCCGCCCAGUACCUCGUCCAACACCCCAAAUGCUGCGUCCUCAAACCUGGGCGCAAUCAUCGGCGGUGUUGUCGGGGGAGUUGCGGUCUUGGUCAUAUGCGCCAUCCUACUUUUAUGUUGCUGCCGCCGCAAAAGAAAAUAUGGGAAGCGCGAGAAGGGGACGGCUCUCGUCUCAUGGUACUCAUACAGAUUCACGCGGAAAGAUCGAGCAACUGCAUCCGAAAUGAAAGGAACACUAUCGCCAUUAGACAGCGAAGCAAAUAACAUUGCAUUAACAAUAGACUCAUUGAGCGCUGUCUCCCCAUUCACCAUGGAUAACACACGGGCAAGCCCGAUUCUCACCCCAGACCUAACAUUGGUAUCAUCGUCAACAAGCCUUAUCUCACACUCUCCCCACAAAACGCCCCCAGUCCCACCAACCAAAGCGCACUCAAACGAGCUCUUCGCUUCAGUUCCUCCACGCCAAAGAUUUACCCCAGAGCUACAAGACACGGGCUUCCAUCGCCUGCGCGCUGAACUAGCCUCUCAAUCACAGCGCGAGCUGAUCAACGUACCCAUGGAGCAACGACAGCGACAGCAGAAUCAUAUCAGGUCGAGGUCUAGUCCACGGGCUUGGGAGUCGCCUGCCUUGGCACCUAUAGCUACUCCGCAUGCAAGCCCUAGAAGAGGAACCGACAACGGAAGCGGCCACAGCCACAGCAAUAGCAAUGGCGGUAGUUUGGCGAGAAACCAAGCUGGGCGGGUCAUCACUGCCGAAGGAGUUGUCCUAGGCGCGAAUCUGGAUCGAUACUCCAAUGGCAUGGAAUUCGGAGAGUCCCAGGCCCGGGGAGAAAGGGGAGGGAAGGUUGAACGCGGUGGGACAGAUCAUGUUAUGAGUUUUAUGCAGUAUGGUGAGAGGCUGGAGGAUCGGGGCUUGGGAAACGGGCUUGGAAUUUCAAUAGGUGGUGGCCAUACUUCCAACCCCCAGGGACGUGGUAGUGCUUCCAGGUCGAGACCUAGGCCCGUGGAGCGCAGUUUGGAAGAUGAUAUUGCAGCUGCGGAUGGUAGUGCUGACGUCCCGCCUGCAUAUGAGGCGGAACAGGGCGCCCCUGAACAGGACAUUAAGUCUCCAUCUGGAACGAUGGGCAUGAGCCUGAGAGGGAUUUGA
This is a messenger RNA of Penicillium robsamsonii, 1428 nucleotides long. RefSeq lists its product as uncharacterized. The transcript is spliced from 4 exons. NCBI's taxonomy places the organism in Eukaryota, Fungi, Ascomycota, Eurotiomycetes, Eurotiales, Aspergillaceae. The record is from RefSeq and is a predicted model, not a curated record. Bases 1 to 1428 code for a protein of 475 amino acids.